AACAGUAGCGCCACACCGGGGCUGUGGAGUGGGAGACGAAGAGCGACUCGGUUCCCCUGGAAAAAAUUAAAGGAGCGAGAAAAUGGAAAAAGUGUCCAUUUAGUUGUCAGUUAUCUAUUUACGCAUCUCGAGGGGUUUAUGCCACCGUGGUCCUUUAAGAAAGCCUGAGGCUAAAGGCAUGGCGGCUAUCUGUCAGUCCAGACAGUUUUUUUUUUAGGGAUGGCUUCCUUAGCUAGCCUUCCCAGCUAACAGUAACUAGCCUGCCCUGCUUACUGGGUUCCAGUGUGGAAGAGAUAUCAGCAUCAGCCCUAAGCUCUCGUUUGGAUUUUCCCCAGGCCUGUUGUCCGAGGAGCAGGAGAAAGUGAGGCAAGUUGCCUGGAUGGACAGUUUGCCAGCGGUUAAUUGACACAGCUCGGGCGUAUCUUCCAGGGUAGGUUUUUCUGGGCGGCUAGGCUUGUACUCGGCCAGGCGACCAGCAGAGGGGAUCGUACAGAUGUGGCCCAGGCAGCCUGUUGUGUCCCACCGCUUCUGGGACUGAAGUUGAUUUUUUGCUUCUUUUUUUUUUUUUUUUUAGCUUUUUUUUUUUCAAAUUGGCCAAAUUGUUAAAGACAGUUUACACUGAGGCGAAUUUGAUAACUCGUUUCGCACGUCAGGAGCUAGCUAGUUUUCCAGGCUAGCCUGUUCAGUUAACGCACCCAAACUCAGCUCAAUUUGAAGAGUGCAUCAAUAUUCAAACGGUUAAUCGUACAUCUUGAGGCAUCUUAAUCCCAUAUACCAUUGCAGCUAUUUUUUUGUGAUUCAUUCAUUGUGAACUUCAUAUUUUUGCCCAGGCAAAGCUGUCAAAUAUUAAACAUUUGGGAGCUAUUUUAACAGCAGCCGAGGAGGCCAGAUUCUGCAGCAAGACUGUCACAUAGAAAGUGGAGCCUUGCACUCAGAUAGUUUUCGUGGUGGUGUAGCCCAGCGCUGCUUGUUUGACGUGCUCCCCCCCCCUGCUCAUGCGGUGAUGACUUUGGAGCCCAUGAUGGCUUGUUGCCUGAGUGAGGAGGCGAAGGAGUCCAAGCGAAUCAACGCUGAGAUCGAAAAGCAACUCCGGCGGGAUAAGAGAGACUCGCGCAGGGAGCUGAAGUUGCUGCUCUUAGGGACAGGAGAAAGUGGCAAGAGCACUUUCAUCAAACAGAUGAGGAUAAUCCAUGGGACAGGCUACACAGAUGAAGAUAAAAGGAGCUACACAAAGCUGGUCUAUCAGAACAUCUUCACCUCCAUGCAGGCAAUGAUCCGUGCAACGGAGACCCUCAAGAUUCCCUUGAAGUAUGAAGAGAACAAGAAUAAUGCCCAGCUGGUGCGUGAAGUGGACGUGGAAAAGGUGUCGACAUUUGAAGAGCCAUACAUCAGUGCGAUCAAAAUGCUUUGGACCGACCCUGGGAUUCAGGAGGCUUACGAUCGCAGGAGAGAGUACCAACUCUCUGACUCGACCAAAUAUUACCUUAGCAGUUUAGAACGAAUAGGAUCGUCAGGGUAUUUGCCCACCCAGCAAGACGUGCUGCGGGCUCGAGUGCCCACCACUGGCAUCCAUGAGUACCCAUUUGACCUGGAGAAUAUUCUCUUCAGGAUGGUGGACGUUGGAGGUCAGAGGUCAGAGAGGAGGAAAUGGAUCCACUGCUUUGAGAACGUCACCUCUAUCAUGUUUCUGGUGGCGCUCAGCGAGUAUGACCAGGUUCUGGUCGAGUCAGACAAUGAGAACCGUAUGGAGGAGAGCAAAGCCCUGUUCAGGACCAUCAUCACAUAUCCCUGGUUCCAAAACUCGUCUGUAAUUCUGUUCCUCAACAAGAAGGACCUGUUGGAGGAGAAGAUCAUGUACUCUCACCUGGUUGAUUAUUUUCCAGAGUUUGACGGUCCACAGCGGGAUGCUCAGGCAGGUCGGGAGUUCAUCCUGAAGAUGUUUGUAGACUUGAAUCCUGACAGUGACAAGAUAAUCUACUCCCAUUUCACAUGUGCCACCGACACGGAGAACAUCCGUUUCGUCUUCGCAGCCGUCAAAGACACCAUCCUGCAGCUCAAUCUCAAAGAAUACAACUUGGUGUGAGAGCGAGGGUCCUCGGCCGAGACACCAGCCUCUGAAGAAACACUUGGUGCAGGAGUUCCCCCUCCAGAGACGCACAUCUGCAUGAAAACACACUGCUGCACAAAGAGACGAGCAUUGCUUUAAUCUUUACCAGACCAACGCAAUCCUCUGUUGCUCCUUCUCUCCAUGCAGUUUUUUUGGUUUGUUGACAUUUGAAAUAAUUUUUUCUUUCCAAUUUUGUAGUUUUUACUAACUGCUGGCAACAUCACCAAUGAAACACAUUAAAAUGGAACAUUUAUUUG
Cyprinodon variegatus (sheepshead minnow) is the source of this 2364-nucleotide messenger RNA. RefSeq names its product guanine nucleotide-binding protein G(q) subunit alpha-like. Gene Ontology annotation, biological process: phospholipase C-activating dopamine receptor signaling pathway; adenylate cyclase-modulating G protein-coupled receptor signaling pathway; action potential. Bases 1004 to 2083 code for a protein of 359 amino acids. NCBI's taxonomy places the organism in Eukaryota, Metazoa, Chordata, Actinopteri, Cyprinodontiformes, Cyprinodontidae. Gene Ontology annotation, molecular function: guanyl nucleotide binding; GTPase activity; G protein-coupled receptor binding. The record is from RefSeq and is a predicted model, not a curated record. The transcript is spliced from 7 exons. Gene Ontology annotation, cellular component: heterotrimeric G-protein complex.